UCAAAAAUUCAAUUGUUUGUCAAUUGUUCAAUUAUUUCAAAAAGUUAAUUGAAUAAAAUGAGAAGCUCAAGAAUGAAUUCCUUAUUUACGAAAAAUAUGAAGGUUCCGUAUGUUCGAAAAUUUUUGAAGCGGAAACCAAGUAAGAAAAACCCGGAUGUAGAAGCUUCCGAAAAUCUUUCUGGGAAAAUACAAGGGACCAACAAUUUAGAAAAGAGCCCUGAACCAGAACCUAUUAUGCAGCCCUUGGAAUCUGUUGCAAUGGUCCGAGAUGAAAAUGCAAACCCUGCAAUUCAUACAAUGAUGGCAAGAGACACCGAUUCCGAAGAAGACGAAGCUGAGACCUUUUCCAAGUUAGAAGUGGAUGAGGAAUCAUCAGGCGAACAUUUUCUUCCCCAUAUCGAUUCAGAUAUGUUUUUCAAUGCUGAUACCGAAUCAGCUAAAUUUGAAGACAGGUGGCCACCCAUUCGGGAAAAGCGGGAAAUGCGGGAAAAAUCUUCAACCAGAUCUGCUCCUAUACUAGCUGUCUUUAAAUCUGAAACGCGCAAGGAAGAGUUUUUUGAAAAGAAGCGGGCACUCGGAGUACUUAAAGCAUCGGAAGUAGGGGAUUUAUUCAAACGUUCAUCGCAGACAAUCUCCAUCCGAGACGAAAUGACCAGCUAUGGAAAAAGUCUAUUGAAGGAAGCAAGGAAAGUUCAGGAGGAAUUGAAUUUCAAAUAUGUAUGGCCCGGCCGUGAUGGCAAAAUCUUAAUCAAAAGAAGCGAUGGUUCCAGAAUUGAGAAGGUGAGCUCCAAAUUGGAUCUGCAAUCGGUCAUCGAAUCGAAGAAUAAACGUACCCUAAAUUUUUCCAAUAAUUCAUCAUUCAUGAUGUCAUCUCCAAAACGUCUUCAGCAAAACAACUAA
This is a messenger RNA of Uranotaenia lowii, 900 nucleotides long. RefSeq lists its product as uncharacterized. The transcript is spliced from 5 exons. Lineage: Eukaryota; Metazoa; Arthropoda; Insecta; Diptera; Culicidae. Bases 58 to 900 code for a protein of 280 amino acids. The record is from RefSeq and is a predicted model, not a curated record.